Messenger RNA from Melanotaenia boesemani (Boeseman's rainbowfish), 3547 nucleotides. RefSeq names its product serine/arginine repetitive matrix protein 1. The record is from RefSeq and is a predicted model, not a curated record. Bases 223 to 3372 code for a protein of 1049 amino acids. The transcript is spliced from 9 exons. Lineage: Eukaryota; Metazoa; Chordata; Actinopteri; Atheriniformes; Melanotaeniidae. Gene Ontology annotation, molecular function: protein binding.
UUCUUUUUAAUACGGUCACGUCUCCUAAUUUUAGCUGACUCACAGAGCACAUUAGACUGUUGAACGGACUACUUUUGGUUGCUGGUGCUCAUCCAGACCCCUCCGCUCAGCUGCGGUGGGAGCGGCUGGAAUAACCUUGAUGUGAGCCAGUAGAUCGGCCGGAGAGAAGAGCGAGAGGCUGAACCGUGAAGCGGCGGAAGAUCAGCGACUGCUGGCGUGAACAUGGCGGAGACCGUACGCUCGCUCUUCGAAUACCGAGACCUACAUAGCGACAUAGAAGGUGUCAAACAGGCGCCGCCAACACGGGGGCGUGGCUGUGGAAGGAAAAGAAAAGGGACACCCGUGAAAGUCUUUGUCACACACACGGAGGAAGAGAGCAUGCCUGAACACAGCUUCAGCCCAGGUGAUCGGAAGGACGCAGGAGAAAAUAAACGGCCUGUACCGGACGGACCUUCCUACAGCACCGAACCUGCUCCUCUCAGCUGUUCAUCACAGCACUGUCAGGAUAAAGUCUCUGUUGGAUCCAAGGUCAGCUCCUGCUCCGCCUCCACACCAGCUCCAGCUGCCUCCUCGGCCCCAACCCCAACACCUGUACCUGCUCCUGCCCCGGCCACCACAGCUUCAGCUCAGGCCCUCUCUAUGACUCCUGCAUCCACAGCUCCAGCUGCUCCUACAGCCUCCGCUCCAGCUCCAACAGCCAGCUCCUGCCCUCCUUCCCCGAACUGCCGUAUACGAGAAGUCCACUGUGGCAGCCAAGUGCGAUUGGUUGUUAUUGCUAUUCGAGACAUCACCAAGGGGGAGGAGAUCACCGUCGACUAUAGCCUGACAGAGUGGGGGGAAAAUCUGGGUUUCCGGACCACUGUGUCUCCUGCACAACACGAGUGUAACUCUGACACUGAGAAUAACAACAACAUCAAAAAGGAGGAUGAGCCUCUCUCUCUGACAGCCCAGCAGCAGCGGCAUCAACAGCAGCAACAGGAAUAUGUCACCCCCUCUUGGUCCCUCUCCCCAUCCUCCUCCCCCAUCUCCCACUCUGACGCUAGUGACUCAGACGCUGCAGAUGAGGACAACUGCAGCCCACGCGGCCGUGCACUUCGACGGAGGAAGAAACGUCGCACCACUCCAUCCAAGAAAAAGAUCCCCAAUCGGACCCCAACUGGGCGUUCCCCACCAGUGUCUCCCACCAGCGUUCCUCUCAACCGUCCACUUCCUUCAUCCCAUUCUCCAGUGCAACCCUCUCCCCCUUACUCGUCUUCCUCCUCUUCCUCUUCUGCUAAGCCUGUCUUCAAACAUCCAGCUCCGCUCAGUUCUGGCCCCACAGGAAACACCACCACAAAUGCCCCGAGAGGCAGGGUUUCCAUUGACUCCAUGCGCCAAACCUGUGAACACUGCGGACGCCACUUUCGCUCCUUGGGCCGCCACUUAGAUAAACACCACGCCCACCAGCCUGAUGUGUGCUCUGCCUUAGUUGAGCGCUACACCCAAAUGCCCCAUCUGCAUGCACAGAGCCCGAACUCCGCUAUAGCCUUCACACACACUGAGCAACCCUCCAAGUUUUCCCAUGCCCGAGGACAAAGUCGCUGCUCAGACCCUGCACAGAGUGGGGUCCAGGACCUAUCCAUGUCUCCACCCACUCUCACAGCGGCCAGCCAGUCCCCUACCUCUUCUGGAAGGAACUCUACCCCACCUGUGCUGACUCCUCCCCGAGGACAAAAUGCAGUGCCGGUGUCUGUCUUAAAGAGGAGCCCACCCCCUUUGGCUGUGACGCAGUCCAGGAAGGGAGCAGUAAGGAAACUCAAGAAAGGAAGACAAAUGGAGGAAGAGGAGGAUGAAGAUGAAGAUGUGGAAGUUGUUGUGGUAAAGAGGUCCAAAGAGGAGGACACAGAGCCGAUGAGCCCUCAGUCCUUCAGUAUCAAAUCAUCCAAAGAGAUUGAGCCACCUAAGAAGGAAGAGGAAGAAGAGGAUGAGGAAGAAGAGGAUGAUGAGGAAAAUGGAGUGAUGGAAGUUGAAGAUGACAGUGGGACAGAGGAAAAAGAGAAGGAGUUGCUCAGUUCAGGGCGACACCACAUGUUGCCCCUCCUCUCGUCCCUGUCCUCUCUGGUUCUUUACCUCCGGCGGCUUCAGCACUCAGCCUUCUUGUCCCUUUCUCGGCAGCUGCAAUCUGCAGAGGCCUGGCGCCUCCUCUGCCACUCCAGUCUGGCUCUUCUCAUCCUGUAUAACCGGCGACGUGAGUGUGAGGUCUCCAAGCUGUCCAUUGCUGAAUAUCGUGCACGUGUGACUCCUCAGUGUCCUGUUCCUGUCCCACCUGGUGCUCCUCCAGCUCUCACACCAUUGGAGGCUUCCCUUUCCCCUUUUGAGCGACUAGUACUUCCUCAUCUACCUAGAGUCGGGGUCCAGGGUAAGCGUGGACGCGUCCAGCCCCUCAUCCUCCCACCUCACUGUGAGCCCUGCCUGGAGCUUCUCUUACAGACACGACAGGACGUAGGGGUUGACCCUGCAAACCCAUAUGUUUUUGCCCGGCCCUACCACUCACCUGCCACACCCCUGCGUGGUACUGAUCUCCUUCGCAGCCUGGCUCGUUCCAGUGGGACCCGCAAUCCCCGUGCCCUGACCCAAACCAGGGUUCGCCGGCAGGUAGCAAUCUUAACCCAGCUGUUACUUCUAGGAGAAGGGGAGGAUCCCAGGCAGCCAGGAGGCAGUGCUGUGGAGAGGUUGGAGCACUUCCUUGAAAGAGAGUACCAUGUGACGCAGAACUGUGCUGGAAUUGGCCAAGACCCAGGCCUGAUGGGCAGAGUGGGCCGAGUGGUACUGUGUGGAGAGAGAGAUGGAGUGCUGUUCAGAGGAAUGAGCCUGAACCACAUUUGUCUGGAGCUGGACGUAAUGUCAGGAAACUCGGCAGACUCGUACUCCGAAGGCGAGUCUGAAGGGGAGCAUGUCAAGGAGAAGUCCGAGACAGCCACCCCUGCCCCUGCUCUGAGCCCUCCACCUACCUUACUGUACGUCAGGAAGGGCAAGAACAACGGACGGGUAGGAAGGCCCAAGAAGCUCAAGAACAUCCAGCCUCCUCCUCCGCCUCCUCCGCCUCCACCCCCACCUUCAAACCGUAGGAGAGGCUCAGGAAAGCGAGGCGUCCUGAAGCGUCCCUGGUCAGAGGCGGAGCGUGCGGCAGUGGAGGAGCACCUGACCCAGAACAUUAAUGAGCUUCGAGUCCCUGCUAAGGCUGACUGUGAGCGCUGCCUGCAGCAGUGCCCCCUGCUGGUCAACAACCACCGCGACUGGCGUGCCAUCAAGUUUUACUGCCACAAUCGUAUUCAACUGCUAAAGAAAAAUCAGCGACGUGAAAGCGAGCCCCAGCCCCUCACUGUUUGCUGAGGAAGAGAACGGGGAUCAUUCAUGUGUAGUUCAAAGCAGCUGAUCAGAGCAGAAUCUCAAAUGGUACCAGGAAAUGCACUUGUUUUCAGAGUCCUAAAUUUCACCCUGCCAGUGUUCUACUUUGACACAUGAUUGCAUUACAUUUUGAGCCCAUAGAAAACAGAAAUUUAGUUUU